This is a messenger RNA of Belonocnema kinseyi, 4273 nucleotides long. RefSeq names its product tonsoku-like protein. The transcript is spliced from 6 exons. Lineage: Eukaryota; Metazoa; Arthropoda; Insecta; Hymenoptera; Cynipidae. Gene Ontology annotation, molecular function: protein binding. The record is from RefSeq and is a predicted model, not a curated record. The coding region runs from base 366 to 4250 and encodes 1294 amino acids.
CGGUAUUAUUUAUGAGAAUGGCGGUCUAUUUUUUUAGAGAACGUAGAUUAUUAUUUGCAAUAAUUUGAUUUUGCUAAUUAUUUUCGAUCAGUUCUAAUUUUUUGUGUUUAAUGUCAACUUUUAAAUUUAAAAUAAAACUUUUGUUUUGUAGAAGUGGACCAUGUGAAAUGUAGGAUGUCCCAUGAGGCAACCUAACCUCUGUUUUGUAUCCAACAAAUGAUUUGACAGUUCAACAGUUAAUUAUUACAAAAUCAGCAUUUUUCUUCGUACUUUGUUGUGAAAGUGUAACGUAUCGGUUUUAUUUAUUUUAUUUAUUGACAUACUUGUGUUUUCGUCGUGAAAAUCGAUAGAAAAAGUUUAUCAACAUGAACGAAGAAAGGCUGUUAAAGAGAAAACAGCGCGCUAAGCGCGAUGGCAAUGUGAAACAACUUGCAGAAGUGCUAAAAGAAUUAGGAGAUUUUUAUUUCGAAACUGGAAGAUUUGAGGAAGCAUUGGAAGAAUACUUGGCACAAGUAGCAGCUUGUGAAGUUACAGAAAAUGAAUUAGAGUCUGCAGUGGCACAGAGGAUGAUAGGAGAAGUUCAUGCGAGUAUGGGAAAUUAUGAAGAGGCACUUCUUCAUCAAAAUCGACAUCUCGAGGGAGCCCGAAAACUUGAAAAUCUCUUAGAAGAACAAAGAGCUUUCGCGACUUUAGGAAGAACGUAUUUCUGCUUCGCUGAGAGCUUGGUAGAAAAACCUACAGAAAGAGAAGAGGCUCUUAAAAAUGCCAAGAGGGCUUACAGCAAAAGUAUUCGACUAUGUGCCAAAUUGGAAGGUAGUAUUUCAGAGAGAGAAUUGAUGAUAAUGCGGGCAAGAUUGACGUUGAAUCUCGGGCUUGUUCGAGAGGUGCAGGGAGCGCGAGAAGAGGCCCUAAAGAUGAUUGAAUCCGCCGCUAAAUUAUGCAGGGAACAUGAUUUAAAGGAAGAUCUUCACAGAACAAAUCUUGCACUCGGUGCUUUUCAAGAACGUCAAGCGCACUACGAGCAAGCUUUAGAAUUUUACGAAAAAGCGGCAAAUGUUAGCGACUCUUCGAUGAAAGCCGACGCUUACUUAGCCAAAGCAGAGUUACUCCUCAAAUUAGGAGAAUGGCUAGAAGCUCGAAAGCCAUUAGUAAAUCUCUACAUAAUGAAAAAUUUAUCUGAAGAAGUCAAGAAACAUGCUGAAAAGUUGUUGAGAAUUGCUGUAACAUUAUGCAGAUCAGAGGACAGUCUUCUAAUCGAAACCAGUACACUAGCCAAGCAAAAGCUCUAUGAAAAUUUAGGAGAUGCCGCAGUCGAAGUAAAAUCCUACGACAAAGCGAUAGAUUACUACGGGAAAAUGCUGCUGUAUGCGGAGGAAUGUCACAGUGAAAAAGUAGGCGCAGCUUUGGUAAGUCUGGCUCAAACUCUAAAAGAUGCUGGGCGAGACCUAGAGGCCCUAUCCUACGCUCGAAGGGAAUUACAACUCUGUUCCGAUCCACGAGAAGCUUGCAGAUCGGCUCUGUACUUGGCUGAUCUUAUGAUAUCGGCAGGCUCUGAAGAAUCCGAGAUACGUACCAAUUUCAACCUGGCUUUGUCUCACGCUAAGGACUCCAAGGACACGAAGCUAGAAGUUUCAGUGUUGCGAGAACUUCUUGAUUACUUGGAGAAUAUAGCCGAUAUUGAUGAGGCACAAGGUGUGAAGUCGAGACUGAACGAAUUAGAGGAGGUUCUCGAAAUCGAAUCGGAUGAAGAGGAAGAUCCAAAGAGUCAAAAUAUUGGGGAAGAUAUUUGCUUGGAGGAUUUGUCCGAUGUUGAAGAUGCUUUGAAUAAAAGUGAAGGCAUUCAAAGGCCUAAAAGAGUAUUUAAAAGAGGCUUCGCUAUCAAGAAAAAUCCUUUGGGGGAAACGCAAUUACACGUCGCUUGCAUCAACGGAUCUAUUGAGAAUGUGGAGAAACUUUUAGCGGAAGGACAUCCGGUUCAAGUGCGAGAUAAUUGUGGUUGGACUCCGCUACAUGAAGCCGCAAAUCACGGAUUUGUAGAUAUCGCGAGGGAGUUAAUUCAAGCUGGAGCUGACGUAAACGAUCCUGGUGGAUCGAUGUGUGGUGCGGUAACUCCUCUUCAUGACGCAGCGGCUUGUGGCCAUUUUUCGAUGAUUUAUUUCCUUCUCGAAAACGGAGCAAAUGUUAAUGCCGUAACUGAUAGUGGAGAAACGGUUCUUGAUUCCUUGGAGGGUUGGAAGAAUCGCGUGGAGGGAGAUUCGUCCAAUGAUGACGUCGAGUACGACUUUGCCCAUGAAAAACUGCGUAAAUUAACGACAGUGAGUUCAAAAAGCAGAAAAAAGUCUGUACCACAGAGGCCACGAUGGACCGGAUUGUUAGAUGAAGAGGAGGACAAACGAGACGAUCGAAGGAAAGAGUCAAAGAAAGCUGAGAAAAUUUCAGCUGGGGAGGAUUAUAAACGGACGAUAGAAAAUUUGAAAAACAGGGGAGGAUUGGUAGGAACUAAGGUGAAGCAUUCGAAAGUUCAAAGAAUAACUGCACCUCUUAUAGAUUCUGAGCAAAUUCUUGUCGACAGUUGGCUGGAAGAAGAUGUCGUUCAGCCGACGUCGAAGAAGAGAACCUCGUGCGAAACACCUCUAAAUGUAAAGAGAAAUUCGACGGAAUCUACUUCGAGUGUAAAAAGAAAUCCGAGUACUGAUUCUUCCGCGACGAUCAAAAGAAAGUCCAGCAAUGGGCUUCUGGAAUUAGAAAACGAGUCGAAACGACAGCGAAAACUCUCGACUGACUCGGAAGGAAGUGUCGAUUUUGAUACUAAUAGUCGUGACAGUGUUGAGAGUAAUGAUUCGAUUCUUUCAGAGUUUCCAAGGAAGGUCCAGAAAAAGAGAACAAGGCAAUUGUCUCUCUUGAAAACUGGAUUUACUAAGGACGCAGAAUCGCGAACGACCUCUCCGAUAUUUCCGCCGACGUCUAAUUACUCACCGAAACAAAUAGCGUCUUUCGAGGUGCUGAAUUUUUCAGUCUUAGUGGAUUAUGAUACUUACGAUGCGAAGGUUAAGUAUAUCAAUGAUCGCCAAAAUGUUAUGGAGAGUUUGAUGGAAGAAAUUAAGAAUAAGUUCGAGAAGGAUACGGCUUGCAAAGCGAAACUGAGGUUCACGACUUGGGAGGGACUUGAGCUCUAUCCGGAAACUGCGCCGAGUUUAUUGAUGAGGAGUGGAGAUCCAAUAAAGUUGAAAGCGGAAUUAAUUGAUAUGUACACGCCGUCCAUCAUCGAUAGAUACAAAGCUAUUUCCAAAGAUUAUAAAAUAAAUGUGCAAGAAUCUACAAUAAAGUGCCUGAAAGUAUGCGAAAACACAUCAACAUUCCGUCUAAAUUCCAAAGAAACGCUGGACGAAGAACUGCAUCCCCUGAUAAAAAGUUUGCAGUACCAAAAAGGGCUGCAAACUCUACAUUUAUCAGGCGCAACCCUUUUUGACCACGGAAAACUCCUAAACUUAAUGAUCCAGAGACUAACAUCGCUUUAUGAAUUACACCUACAGAAUUGCGACAUAGACUCAGAAGUUCUCUCCACGAUUGAAAAAUUUCCUCAACAACUUAGGAUAUUAAAUUUAAGUUACAAUCCCUUAGGAACCCAGAGUCAAGAAAAACUCUACAAUUUGCUUUCACCUCUAAACCACCUUCAGACGUUAAAUCUGCGAUAUUGUAAAUUGGAUGAGUUCCGUUUUACUCUUACAAAUGAAUCUCUCGAAAAUGUCGACAUUUCUUGGAAUGCUUUGGGAGGCGAGGGCAUAAGUAAUCUCCUUCAAAGGCAAAUGCUUGGCCUGACCCUUUCGAAUACUCAGAGUCCUUGCAGUUCUAACGUAGUCAGUAAAAUAAUUAACAAUCCCAAGUACUCUCUUUUUGCUCUGGAAACUUUAGAGCUCGCUUCUUGCAAAAUCACAGACGCUGACGUCAGGAGAAUUUUGUCAGCAACGCCGAAUCUCUCGAGAUUUGUGCUUGGUGGUAACAAAGACGUUACGAAAGUUUCAGUUUAUGCUCUUCUCACGCGAGAACCUAGUUUAUUUUACAUCGAUGUUGGGGGCUGCGCUGAAAUUGUCGACUUACCUCUGUCCGACGUGACAAUCACAAAUCCGGAAGUUUGCACUUUCAUAGUCAGUAUGGCGGGAAAUGUGACCAAUGCCUGGGAAGAUCUCUGGAGGGGAAAGGGUAUGGCUAACAAAUUGCCACAUAAUGUUGUGAUUUUCAAGCCUAUGUAAUUUAAGUCGGAAUGUUUCUGUAU